AUGUCGUCGUCUCAAGGAAAAGCCGACGACACUCCUGUCAAGGGCGCGCCUCAAUCCAUUGGCUCCACUCAGGAUGAACUCCCCGAGUUGACCAAAGCUCAGGCCAAUCGUCUUCUUCUCAAGACUGAUCUGGUUGUGAUGCCGCUUGCAAUUUUCAGCAUGACGCUCGCCUAUCUAGACAAGAACGCCCUGGGAUACGCUGCCAUCUUCGGCAUGAAAGAAGACGCCAAUCUCAAAGCCCAAGACUACAGCUGGCUCGGCAGUAUUUUCUACUUCGGUUACCUCGCCAUGGAAUUCCCCAGUCUCUGGCUUAUGACAAAAAUCCCUAUUGGAAAAUACGUCGGUGUUUGUCUCGUUCUCUGGGGUGCUUUGUUGUGCUUCUUGGCCCUCUGUCACAACUUUGCCGGUUUAGCGACAAUUCGGUUCCUCCUCGGUGUUUUCGAAGCUGCAGUGUUACCCUGUAUGAUGAUCAUCAAUUCGAUGUGGUAUCUUCGCAACGAACAACCUCUUCGUACGGCAUUCUGGAAUAAUACGUUUGCUGGUGUUUUUGGAGGUAUUUUGUCUUAUGCCAUUGGAAAGAUUGACGGAACGCUUUCAACAUGGAAGUACAUCUUCCUCAUUUACGGAGCGUGUACCGUUUUUCUUGGCUGUCUUGUCUUCUUCGCUCUACCAGAUACUCCAUCUCAAGCAUGGUUCUUCACAGCCGAAGAAAAGAAACUCGCCAUGAUUCGUCUCGCCCCAAACCAGACUGGCGUUGAGUCGAACAAGGGCUUUAAAACAUACCAAAUCCUCGAAUGCCUUCGCGAUCCCAAAUGCUAUUGUAUCUGGCUUGGCGCCUUGGGUUACGCCGUUACCAACGCAGGUGUCACAAACUUUAACCCACUGAUUAUCGCCGGCUACGGUUUUACGAAGACUAAGACUGUUCUCAUGGCUACUCCUCAAGCCGCAGUUGCCAUGGUCAGCCAGGCCCUUCUCACAACUAUUGCUCUCUACAUUCCCAACCUUCGCUGUAUCUUUUGGAUUGGAGGUGCUCUCAUGGGUAUGGUCGGAGCUAUUAUUGUACACUCCCUGGAUGUAGAGACGCAGAGAAACGCGUCUUUGGCUGGUGUUUACUUGAUGGGCUUUUACAACGUGCCAUUCAUUUUCUUGCUUAGUUUGUCUUCGUCUAACACUGCUGGCGCUACGAAGAAGAGCUUUAUGGGCAUGUCCAUCGCCAUCAUGUACGCUGUGGGAAAUAUCAUCGGUCCCCAAUUCUUCCUUAGUACACAGGCACCAACAUAUGUCCUUGGAAUUGGCGCCAUGCUUUGCGCUUUUGCCUUGAUGGCGGCUGCUGGCCUUGCUUAUUAUUUUCUCUGCAUUAUUGAGAAUAAGAAGCGUGAUAAGCAAUAUGGAAAAACUCAUGAUGUGGUUGAUGCUGGAUUGGAGGCGGACAAGAGUGACAAGACGGAUUUGCAGAACCCCAAUUUCCGUUAUACUUAUUAG
Messenger RNA from Fusarium pseudograminearum CS3096, 1482 nucleotides. RefSeq lists its product as uncharacterized. The record is from RefSeq and is a predicted model, not a curated record. Bases 1 to 1482 code for a protein of 493 amino acids. Gene Ontology annotation, molecular function: allantoate transmembrane transporter activity; dipeptide transmembrane transporter activity. Gene Ontology annotation, cellular component: plasma membrane. The transcript is spliced from 5 exons. Gene Ontology annotation, biological process: tripeptide transport; allantoate transport; dipeptide transport. Lineage: Eukaryota; Fungi; Ascomycota; Sordariomycetes; Hypocreales; Nectriaceae.